AUGCUUGUGAACCCAGUAUUUGUCUUUGUCCCAGGUGCAUGGCACACGGCAGACUCGUUUGACGUCGUUCGGGAUCUGAUGCACAAGCGUGGACUUGCAACCGAAGCUGUCUCCACCCCAUCUGUGGGCGCAUUCCCUCCAGAUAAGGGGCUACACGCCGAUAUUGAACAUACUCAUGCCGUCCUCAAGGAGAUGGUGGAAGCCGGACGCCAGAUCGUGUUGGUGAACCAUUCCUAUGGCGGGAUGGUCGGCGCUGGCGCUGUCGAGGGCUUGGGGUACGCGCAGCGGUCCAAAGCCGGUCUUCCCGGCGGCGUAAUCAUGGUAGUGUGGAUGGCCGCAUUUGUGACGCCCAAGGGCAAGACGUUAAUGGACAUGCUGGGGGGAAAACACGCCCCCUGGAUGGUCAUCAAUAGCCCGGAUGACGGGUACUGCUGGUCCUCUAACCAAGAGACAAUAUUCUAUAACGACAUGUCUCCAGAAGCGCAGCAGGAGGCGAUUUCCAAAUUGAAGCCGCACACGUAUAAGUCGUUCAACGAACCGGCUACGUAUGAGCCUUGGCGAGAGAUGCCUAGCAUGUAUCUCUUCUGCGACAAGGACGGAGCUAUCUCGUUGGCUGUGCAAGAGAACUUUGCUCAGACUUUGGGCAACCCAGUGACUUACCAUGUCGAUGCAUCUCACUCCGCAUUCCUGAGUGUGCCAGAAAAGGUGAUUGAGGGGUUGGAGAUUGCGUUGAAGGAAGGCCGACAGCAGAGUGGGAUUGCUGUGAACUAA
Molecule: messenger RNA, 771 nt
Organism: Penicillium mononematosum
Lineage: Eukaryota; Fungi; Ascomycota; Eurotiomycetes; Eurotiales; Aspergillaceae
Product: alpha/beta hydrolase
Exons: 2
Coding region: 1-771 (256 amino acids)
Source: RefSeq, a predicted model, not a curated record